AUGGAGUCAUUUCGGCAGUAUCGCGAACUUGCAGUAGCUGCAAACCGGAAACUAUCCAGCAGGGCGGCUAUGAGACAAAGGCAAACAAGUGAAUCUAGCGAAAGUACCGAAGGCAUCUUCACUGUUGACUUCGACGGACCUACUGAUCCCUUAAACCCCCGGAAUUGGCCAUAUCUCAGGCGGACGCUUGUGACGAUCAGCUUAGGGUCUAUCGGAUUCUUAGUCGGUGUCGCAGGAGCAAUCGACUCGCCGGUGCUGUAUCGAGCUGCCGAGGAGUUUAAUGUGAGCGAAGUAUCCGAAUCGUUCGCGACCGGUCUGUUCCUUAUAGGCAUUGGGACAGGAGCCUUGAUUUUCGGACCUCUGUCUGAGCUCUAUGGACGAAAUUCUGCGUACAUUGGUUCCUUGGCUGUGUACAUGCUCUUCAUCAUGGGUGCGGGCCUGUCCAGGAAGCUUGCAUCACAACUUGGAUGCCGUUUCUUUGCAGGUUUCUUCGGAGAAGCUGUCUUAUCCACCUCAAUUGCCUUUUCUGGUCCGGUCUUUGGGCCCCUCUUGGGAGGGUUCAUUGCAGACUCAGAAUCACUGUCCUGGAAAUGGACAGAAUGGAUCACAUUGAUGAUGUCCGGUGUGGCACUGACACUUAUCGGACUAUUUCAGCCAGAAACUUAUGCACCAGUACUGCUCAGUUGGAAGGCUAAACACCUUCGCAAGUUGUCUGGAGACAAUCGCUAUAGAACUUUCUCCGAGAGAGCCCAAAAGGCUUCACUAAGGGCUAAGCUUUAUCUUACCUUCUGUCGGCCAUUCAAAAUGCUGUUUCUGGAACCUACCAUCAUGCUGUGGACAUUAUACCUGACGUUCGUGUACAUGGUGAAUUUUGGCUUUCUAAGUCUCUAUCCAUUUGUCUUCGGAGAUGUCUACAAGCAAUCGACACGGACUACAGGUAUCAUAUUUUUGAGCCUUUCUGUUGGCAAUCUUUUAUGCAGCAUACCCAUAACCCUUCUUGACUAUCGCCGAGUAAAGCGCCAGAUCGAUCAGCAAAAAUUGCAAGAGGGGAACCAGGGAGCUGUUCGACAACUUCCCGAGAGCCGGUUAAUUUAUGCUGAACUCGGAGCGCCUGCAAUCCCGAUAUCUUUGUUCUGGAUGGCUUGGACCACAUAUACAUCUAUCAGCGUCUGGUCUUCGAUAUUUGCAAGCGUCCUUUUCGGCUAUGGUUAUAUUGCCGUAUUCCUUUCAACCUCGGAGUAUCUGGUUGAUGUGUAUGAAGAAUACGCGGCGAGUGCCUUAACGAUGGUCACACUGGUUCGUUACGUUCUUUCGGGGAUCACGGUUGUGGUUGUCAUCCCGAUCGUCAGAGCAAUCGGCGUACACUGGACACUUAGUUGUCUUGGGUGUAUAGGGCUGGUCUUCAUGCCGGCUCCGUAUCUGUUCCAUAUCUAUGGCCCGUCUAUUCGCGCGCGGAGCAAAAUUACAGCCCAAGAUUGA
Exophiala spinifera is the source of this 1479-nucleotide messenger RNA. RefSeq lists its product as uncharacterized. The transcript has 3 exons. Gene Ontology annotation, biological process: transmembrane transport. Bases 1 to 1479 code for a protein of 492 amino acids. The record is from RefSeq and is a predicted model, not a curated record. NCBI's taxonomy places the organism in Eukaryota, Fungi, Ascomycota, Eurotiomycetes, Chaetothyriales, Herpotrichiellaceae. Gene Ontology annotation, molecular function: transmembrane transporter activity.